Molecule: messenger RNA, 2819 nt
Organism: Scatophagus argus
Lineage: Eukaryota; Metazoa; Chordata; Actinopteri; Scatophagidae
Product: mitochondrial uncoupling protein 2-like
Exons: 7
Coding region: 374-1405 (343 amino acids)
Biological process (GO): response to cold; mitochondrial transmembrane transport; mitochondrial transport
Cellular component (GO): mitochondrial membrane
Molecular function (GO): oxidative phosphorylation uncoupler activity
Source: RefSeq, a predicted model, not a curated record
ACUGUGCAGGAGGGCUGGACUGCAGUCUGUCGGCUACUGUCGCUUACAUUGCAGGUGUUUGCAUUGCUGUGUGGUUAAUGGAGAAGGCUGGCUACUGUAGUGUUUUCCACUUUUUAAAGUGGAAUGAUAGUUUGGAGCUUUUUGAGAGCUAAUGGACCAACAAGAGGACUUGGCUUUCAAAAGACAAACUUUUCAAUACCUAAAACUUGACGUGGGCUGGAUCAGUCAUGAAGGAAUAUGUGAUUAGUUUGCUCAGAUAUUUAAACUGCAGGAUAUGAUCCUUUAAUGUCAAGACUGAACAGAAGCUACUUGGUCUUGUUAUCAUUUGUGGACAUUUUGAUGAUCAGGCUUUGUUGAUCCUCGAUCACUGAUCAUGGUUGGUGGAAGAGCUACAGAUGUGGCCCCAACAGCUGCUGUCAAGAUCUUUUCGGCUGGAACAGCUGGCUGUGUGGCCGACCUGGUCACUUUCCCCCUGGACACUGCCAAAGUCAGACUGCAGCAGGCUGCAGCCCCUUCACUGAAUAGUAGGGAUAACUUAACACAAAUGAGUGCAUGUUGCUACACGUCAACCCUGGAGUGUAACACUUAUGACAAAAACAAACUGAUUCAGGGUGAAUCCAAACCCGCAGUGGACGGCCAGAGGGCGAGAUACCGAGGUGUGUUUGGCACCAUCUUCACCAUGGUGAAGACUGAGGGCCCGAGGAGUCUGUACAGCGGAUUGGUGGCAGGACUGCACAGACAGAUGAGUUUCGCGUCAGUCCGCAUCGGCCUGUAUGACACCAUGAAGCAGUUCUACACCAGAGGCUCAGAAAACGUAGGAAUCGGGGCUCGGCUGCUGGCGGGCUGCACCACGGGGGCGAUGGCGGUGAGCUUCGCCCAGCCCACCGAUGUGGUGAAAGUCAGAUUUCAGGCUCAGGUCUGCUUCCCUCAGAGUGGCUCUGUGAAGAGGUACAACAGCACGAUCGAUGCCUACAAGACCAUAGCCAGGGAGGAGGGCAUUAAAGGACUCUGGAAAGGGUGCCUGCCAAACAUCGCUCGCAAUUCCAUCGUUAACUGCUCUGAGCUGGUGACCUAUGAUAUCAUCAAAGAGCUCAUCCUGAAGUACGACCUGAUGUCAGACAACAUGCCGUGUCACUUCACAGCAGCCUUUGCAGCAGGUUUCUGCACCACCAUUGUGGCUUCUCCAGUGGAUGUGGUGAAAACACGUUACAUGAAUUCAGUGCCGGGGCAGUACAGCGGUGCAAUUAACUGUGCCCUAACCAUGCUGGUCAAAGAGGGACCCACAGCCUUCUAUAAGGGAUUUAUGCCCUCGUUUCUCCGUCUGGGUUCCUGGAACAUUGUGAUGUUUGUCAGCUACGAGCAGAUUAAGAGAGCUUUGGUAAUAUUUCAGAACAGAUCUGUCUGACAGCAGGAGUGUGUAUCAAACAGUGUUAUUAUGACUGUGGCUGCUCCGGACUUGUUCCUCACACACUUCUUAUUGAAGAGGCUGAUUCACGGUGAAAUGUUGCUGUCUUGCUCACAUUAUUCAUUUGUUUCUGAUGUUUUAAAAAGACGUUUUGAUGUUGAAGUAGGAAAAGCACAUGUGUGAACACUAACUUUAAUGGGGCUACAUUUUCUGAAACUUCAGUGUCAGGGUCCUGGAAUAAUGCAAAAAAGUUGACAUGACUUACUGAGAGACUUGAAUAUCCACCAUUUAUGUUUUUAGUUUCCCUACAAUCAGUGGGGAUGUCAGCUUUUCCUUUUCAGAGUUAUUUAACCUGUUUGGGCUUUCUAGAUAAUUUGUCUUGUUUGGGUUCCUGUCUGGUUUCAGGUGAAACUCUUUGGUUUUUAUGGAAAAUGUAAAAGCAAAUGCAGUCUUUCAUGUAAAUGUUUACAAAUUAACGGUUAUUUUCAUUUUGGAUGAAUCUUCUGAUUGCUCAUACAUUCAGUACUCAUCAACUCUUCAUCAAUUUCCAGCCAACACUCUAAAUUUAGUGUCGUAUAAACAUAUAUCACAGCAAGAGGGUUCUAGGUUUGAAUCCCGGUCUGGGCCCUUCUGUGUGGAGUUUGCAUGUUCUCCCUGUGCCUGCGUGGGUUUUCUCCAGGUACUCCGGCUUCCUCCCACAAUCCCAAAAACAUACACAUUAGGCUAACUGUCUGCCUUACAUUGACCCUUGGUGUGGGUGUGUGGUUGUCUGUCGUUGUGUGUCUGCCCUGUGAUUGACUGGCGGCCAGUCCAGGGUGUACCCCGCCUUUCGCCCGUAGUCAGCUGGGAUCGGCUCCAGCCCCCCUGUGACCCUGACGGGUAAGCGGUAUAAAAGAUGGAUGGAUGGAAUUUCCUGUUAGUUGACUAGUUGAUUAAUCAGUUCGUUGUCCUCAGGAAUUAACCAAAGUUGCUAAAAGUACCUCAAGUGUACCUCGUACUGUGCAAUCUAUGCAUGUUACAGAUUAAAUAGAUAUUUAAAGGUUAACCUAAUAUCAGUGUAUCACGUGCCUCUGUGGAUCACACAGACACUUUACGCACAAAUGAAAUAGAAUAAACCGCUGGUACUGGCUGUUGUAAAAGUCUGUUUUCAACAGCCAGCACUGGCCCGCAUUAGUACAUGAUGGACCCCUUCAAGUGUCACCUCAUACCUGUUCUCAGUGUGAGGAUGUGGUCUGCUGUUACCUGUGGUCUAAAUGCUCUUGUAUCGUUUCUAUUUAACCUGUUCUUAAUGUACUUAAUAUUAUUUAUUUUCUAAGUGCUUUUACUUAUCUGGACUUAUUUCUGUUCCUGUGCUGCUUUAACACACAUUUUUCCCUCCUGUGGGAUUAUUAAAGGAUUAUCUUAUAGGAGCUCA